Molecule: messenger RNA, 867 nt
Organism: Alternaria burnsii
Lineage: Eukaryota; Fungi; Ascomycota; Dothideomycetes; Pleosporales; Pleosporaceae
Product: nad-binding protein
Exons: 3
Coding region: 1-867 (288 amino acids)
Biological process (GO): fatty acid beta-oxidation
Cellular component (GO): mitochondrion
Molecular function (GO): 2,4-dienoyl-CoA reductase (NADPH) activity
Source: RefSeq, a predicted model, not a curated record
AUGACGUCCAUUGAUCAGCCACUGAACAGCAAAAUACUGCUUAUUACAGGAGGCGCAUCGGGAAUCGGUCUCUGUGUGACGAAGCAAGCGCAUGAUCUCGGCGCGCGCGUUCUUGUUGCGGAUCUCAGAACAACACCCGACUUCGAUACCUUUGCCGCGAACAAGUCAAACAUACUCUAUGUGCAGUCUGACGUGACGCGAUGGGCAGACUUCGACAAGAUCUUUAACGCAUGCGAAAAAGAAUGGAACGACGUUCCUGAUGGGUACGCCAUCUGCGCGGGACUGUUCGAUCCGCAGUUCUCCAACUUCUGGCAAGACCCAGAAGAGGAAGGGUACAAGCAGGUCGAGGUCAAUGUGAAUCACCCUAUCAAGUUGACAAGGCUCGCUAUCAGAAAAAGCUUAGGGAAGGGGAAGAGGGCCAGUGUUUGUAUCAUUGCAUCAGUUGCCGGCUUAUCAGGCAACAUGGCAGCACCACUCUAUUGUGCAACAAAACACGCUGUGGUCGGAUUUGUCAAGUCUAUGGGAGCGACAGAAGUGCUCACUGGUGUGAAGAUUACGACACUUUGUCCUGGCGCCGUCUAUACGCCGAUGAUGGAUGAGGCAAAGCGCAAACAAUAUUCCGUGACUACCGACACGGCAUUGACGCCAGAUGCAUGUGCGAGUUCUCUGCUAGACCUACUACAGAAGAAGGAGUAUCCGUGUGGAAGUGUACUUGAAAUCACUCAGGUAGGGACGCGACUUAUACCGGAGUGGGGUGUGGAGCCGCCGGCUGGUAAGGGUUCGGGGCAGGACCUAGAUGAGAAUUUCAUGACGAACAUGCUGCAGCCUAUCAAAGAAAGGUUAGAUGCGGAGAAGGCAAAGGCUUGA